Molecule: messenger RNA, 648 nt
Organism: Venustampulla echinocandica
Lineage: Eukaryota; Fungi; Ascomycota; Leotiomycetes; Helotiales; Pleuroascaceae
Exons: 3
Coding region: 1-648 (215 amino acids)
Source: RefSeq, a predicted model, not a curated record
AUGAACGACGAUAACCGGGGUUCGAUGGUGUCGGUGUCGGCGAUCGUGUUCACUGCCCUCUCCAUCUUUACUAUGCUACUGCGCGGCUAUGUCCGCGCGUAUAUGCUCAGGUCGUUUGGCUUCGACGAUUGGGUGAUGUUGCUGACGGUGGUCUUGUUUGUCAUCUAUAGCGUAUUCGCUCUGCUAGGCGUCCAAGCCGGCAUUGGUAGGCCGAUAUCAAGCCUCACCCUCGAAGCGGCAUCAACGGCUCUCAAGAACUGGUGGUUUUGCACGCUCUUCUACUCCCUCAGCAGCACUGCCCUCAAGGUUGCCAUCGGGUCGUUCCUCUUACGCGUCACGAAAGUCGAGGUUCAGGUGUAUAUACUCUGGGCGGCCAUGGCUUUGUCGGUCGCCUUUGGCACCUCCUUCUUUUUCUUCUACCUCUUCCGAUGCUCGCCUUUCGCUGCCUUCUGGGAUACAACCGGUGCCGUGGGCGGCACCUGCAUCCCCACCGUCUACCUCACCAACAUGACCUAUGCCCACGCUGCCAUCCUCUGUGUCGUCGACUGCACUUUCGCCAUCAUUCCUAGCUUCAUCGUGCGGGGGCUGCAGAUAAACCGCCGCUCAAAGGCCGUUGUCUGCUUCAUUCUCACCUUGGGGGCAGCGUAG